Molecule: messenger RNA, 1236 nt
Organism: Rotaria sp. Silwood1
Lineage: Eukaryota; Metazoa; Rotifera; Eurotatoria; Philodinida; Philodinidae
Source: the annotation of a GenBank genome assembly
AAAAGAAAAAACAAUGAAACAUUCAUGUUAAUUUUUCAUUAGAUAUUGUAGUAUAUUGGAUCAAUCAUCAAUUAAAGAUACUACUUUAACAGAACAAUUUUUUUCACUUGCUUCAUCACUAACUAUGUCAACAAGUACAUGGCAUAAACUUCUUAGCGAAGAAUCAUUAGAAGAAUAUCAAACAAGAUUACUUAAUAAUCUUGAAGAAUUAUAUCAACUUAAAUGGGAUAAAUUAUAUGUAGAAUCGCUUCGAAAUACAUUUACUAAUUCUGAAAAUUUUAAUAAUCUUUCAUCGAUUAAAAAAGCUUUAUUUGUUAUUGAAACUAUAGUUGUAAAUCGAAUCUCAAUAAAAUCACAUAUAGAACGUAUUAUAAAUAAUAUAACUAAAAGUUCUUCAAAUAGAUGGAUGAAUGAAUUAAAUAAAAUUGUUAAUGAACAAAAUAAAAGUAAAUCAUUAAAAAAAUUACUUCAAGAAUUAGGUGAAGUGAAUUCAUUCAUAAAUCUUGAUAAUUUGGAACAACAAUAUAAAAAAGUAAUGAAAUAUUAUGAAAAAGAAACAAUACGAAUGACAUCAUUUGAGAUUCAAACUCAACAAAAUUAUAUUGAUGAAUAUUAUAAAAUAGCUGUUAUUAUUCAAGCUGUUUAUAUAUUUAAACAAGUACGACCAAGAGAUAUUCAAAUUUUAUCACUUCUUCUUUUCAUUGAAAAUGAACGUAAAAAACAAGGACGAUUAGCUCAAAUACGUACAGGUGAAGGCAAAUCAAUUAUUGUAGCAAUGUUGGCUGUAUAUUUAUCAUUAGAAUCAUCAAAAAAAUAUGUUGAUAUUAUAACAACAUCAGAAAUUCUUGCUCAACGUGAUGCUCAAGAAUUUGCAUCUUUCUAUCAAAUGUUUAAUCUUACUGUUGGACAUAAUUGUCAUGAUCCUUCUGAGAAUUCAAGCUAUAGUUUUGAUAUUAUUUAUGGUACAGUCACACAAUUUGCUGGUGAUUUACUUCGUACUGAAUUUUAUUUAAAUAAAGAAGUACGUGGUGAUCGACCUUAUUCAACAGUUAUUGUUGAUGAAGUUGAUAGUAUGUUUAUUGAUCAACGUGAACAUUUUACACAAUUAGCAUCAUUAACACCUGGUCAUAAAUCAUUAAAUAUUAUAUUAAAAUUUAUUUUUGUAUUUUUUAAAAAAUAUAAUAUUACUGAAAAUAAUGAAUUUAUUAUAAAACAAGAAAAUGGUUUUGUUAAAGG